Molecule: messenger RNA, 4995 nt
Organism: Hemicordylus capensis (graceful crag lizard)
Lineage: Eukaryota; Metazoa; Chordata; Lepidosauria; Squamata; Cordylidae
Gene: MTX3
Product: metaxin 3
Exons: 9
Coding region: 57-995 (312 amino acids)
Biological process (GO): mitochondrion organization
Cellular component (GO): SAM complex
Source: RefSeq, a predicted model, not a curated record
AGGAAAGGCGGGGCCAAGGGCGUGGCUUCUCGAGGGCAAAGGUUUGAAGCAUCAACAUGGCGGCUCCCAUGCAGCUGAGCUGCUGGGGUGCCGAUUGGGGGUUGCCGUCCGUGCACGCGGAGUGCCUCGUUGUCAUGGCUUAUGCCAGGUUUUCCAGUGCACCACUGAAAGUGAAUGUUAUUGAUAAUUUAUGGGGAGCUCCGAGAGGGAAUGUACCAGUAUUGAUAUCAGGUGACAGUGUUAUUUCUCAACCAGCAAAUAUACUAAACUUCUUAAGAAAACAGGAAUAUAACGCUGAUUAUGAACUGUCAGCAAAAGAAGGAGCUGACACACUGGCAUACAUUGCACUACUUGAAGAAAAACUACAUCCUGCUCUGCUGCACACUUUCUGGGUUGAAGCUGAUAAUUACUACAAUGUGACAAAACCAUGGUUUGCUUCAAGGAUUCCAUUUCCACUGAGUUGGUACCUACCUGGAAAGAUGUCCAGGGAAGCACGUAAUAGGAUCUUGCUGACAAAGGGGGGCCCUCCGCUCUACAGUCUCACGGAAGUUGAAUCGCAGAUCUAUAGAGAUGCCAAGGAGUGCCUGAAUCUUCUAUCAAGCAGAUUGGGGACUUCUCCAUUUUUCUUUGGGAAUAUGCCUACAACUCUGGAUGCCUUUGUAUUUGGUUUUCUUGCUCCUCUUUAUAAAGUACCAUUCCCCAAAGUCCAGUUACAAGAUCAUUUGAAGCAGCUUCCCAAUUUAUGUCGCUUCUGUGAUGACAUUCUGAGUUGUUACUUUAGACCAAACACUUCGGGAUCCACGUCAGCGCUUCAAGAGACAGUUGAUGCAAAUCUGCAGAAACUCACACAGCUUGUAAACAAGGAAUCUAACUUAAUUGAAAAGAUGGAUGAUAAUCUUCGUAAAAGCCCUCAGCACCCUCCACGGAAAUUGACAACUCUCAAACUUUCUACAGCUGGGGAAGGAAAUAGUCCACUGAAUCGCUUAUCGCCUUGAGAGUUUUAGUUUUUCAUAUUUGUGUGCUUUGAUUUGAUGGCAGUCUCUCAUUGAUCUUUACACAGAUUCUGUGAACAUGAAGUUAGGGAGAACGGUUAAUUGACUUAUAGGUGCAAGCACAUUCAUUUAAAUAAUGCACUCUGUAGUCAUAUAGGAAACAAUGUCCAAGUUGACCACUGGCAGAAUCGUUAAGCAAUGUAUAGUACUGUAUGAAGUUGCCUUAAGUGCUGCAUAAUGCUUGCCCUUUAGGGUUUGUGCAUUUCUUGACCAAAAGCUAAGAUUCUACUUUAUGUAAUAUGCAAAUACAUCACCCUCUUCUGCUGAUUAAGCUUUCUAUUUUGACUACAAACAUGUUACAGCUCAGCUAGGUUGUUCUUAUGUUGGGAUAGCACUUGAUCAUCACUUCUAGCAUUUUUAUAGAUUUAGCAUUUUAUAGUUCAGCACACUAUCAACCUCCGCAUGCCUGUUCUCCCCCCACCCUAAAUAGAAGCCUCAAGGAAGUGAGUGAUUCAGAUUGGGACCACUGUUUGGGGGGAGGGAGUUUAACCCUGUACCCUUCCAUGGCCCCAAUUCAGAUUGGGUCCCUUUACAGCAGCAAUUUGCCCUGGAUAACGUUGACAUCAAUGGCAUUUUUCUCCAGGGCAAACACUAGCUGGGAUGUGGUGGAACUGAUUGGGAUCUUGGCAGAAGCAAAGCUCAGUCAGCAAAGCUUAAAUCCCACAUCUUAGUCCCACUGUGUGUAUCCCUCCCACAUUGCAGCUGCUGUGGUGGGGGGAACAGGCAUGCAAGGGCCAACAAUGUGCUUAACGUAAUGUGUAGUUUGGUCCUUCAAUGGCACAAAUACUAAGAGAAAACUAAAAUGUUACUCUUGGUAGCAAGUGAGCUGAGAAGCUAUGAGGUAUUUGCUAUUUUGUAUAUGUUUUUGCAAGCGAUGAUCAUUGUAGAUAGGCUAUUUUUAAAAUGAAUUUAGAUUUUAAAGUUAAUUAAAAAUUAAUUUUAUUGGCACUUCUAAUAUGAACCUUUAUUCCGAUCUAGUCACAUUUAGUAAUAGUACAACCUUGAUUAGCCUCCUUCACAAUGUACUCACCUUUAAAACUCAAUGCAAAGGUUGAUGGUAUCAGUUAAGAGGUCAAACUAGAAAACCUGUUGCAGGCCACGAUAGAAUAUGUAUCUAAUACUGGCAGCAUUUUAUCUGACUGUAAGGAUUCAUUAGUUUUUUCCUCUCAUGUUUAUCCAGUAACAAGAUUCCAAUACACACACACACACACACACACACACACACACACACACACACACCUGCCACUGGAUCAGUAGUUUCUAAAAUUGAUCCAAGAUGGGGGUGGAUCGGGACCUGUCUAGCUAAAAGGCCACAGACUCUUUUUCCACCUGAAUCUCCCUGGUCUGAGCUGGGAGAUUUGCCAAGCCAGUGCUACCUCCUCUCUUUGGCAUAUAGGCUAGCAGAGAAGAUUGGCUGCCAGCUGAGACACUGUCUGGUUGCCGUGAUAAGCUGCAGCUCUGAGGGCCAGUUCCAUCAGCCAGGCUCCAGAGUCCACAUGAGAGGUGGAGUCUGGGGAGUUCGGCUUAAAAGGACUGGGGCAAGCCAGCGGUGCAGCCACCAGUAGGCGUGCUGCCUGAAGGCAGCUGCCAAAGCUGGCGGCCAAAGGUGGCCAGUUUUUGGUGCCGGGGCUUCACUGUGGGACUGAGGUCUGAGGGGAAAUUAUACUCAAGGUCCUCCCAUUUUAGAUUGACUUGUUUGUUCUUGUUCUUUAUUUUAGUGGUUUGUGCCAGGCUGCUUACAGGGAUGUUUCUGGGCUCUCUAGUUAAGGAUGGAGCAGGGGUGGUGUUCAGUGAGAUGAGGGCAGUUAGUUCAGUAGUGGUGGGGAAUAGAGGAUUGAGUGUUGGCAGGCCAGCAUGCUGUUACAGGGGAAGGGAGUCCAGUAACUUAAUGUAUUCCCUUCCAGCUGCCCUCUUAGCUCUUGGGCCUUGGGGAGUAGUUCUAACUCCCCACUGAACCUAACCAUGCUCCUCUGUAAUGUCAGGUUGAUUCAAAAUAAGAUCAAAAUCUUCCAUUUGAUUGUGGAUGAAGGAGCCAACCUGGCUUGGAUAACUGAGACCUGGUUGGCGGAUGUUAGUGGUCCUGUGUCGGCCCAAAAUCUUCCCCCAGGGUACUCUGUUGCUGAGCAGGUUUGGGGAAGUGAGCAAGGGAUUGGAGUGGCUGUGGUCCAUAAGAAUAACAUCUCCCUUACCAGGAUCACAGUGAGAUAAUUGACCUAUAUUGAGAGUGCGUACCUUAGGUUGUGGACUUGGGAUUCUGUUGGCGUAUCAUACAUACCACUGCCUAACAGACUCCCUGACGGAGCUAGUUGCUGAGUUGGUGUUGGAGUCGCCCAGGCUUUUGGUCCUGGGUGACUUCAAUAUUCACUUUGGGACUGGCGCUGCUCAGGAGUUCAUAAUGGCCAUGACAACUAUGAGCCUAUCCCCAUUAGUCCUUGAACCUACACAUGUUGCUGGUCACAUGCUGGAUUUGGUCUUUUGCUCAGAUCAGGGGGGUGUUCCUUGGGUGGGGUCUCCUGUAGUUUGCCUAUUGUCAUGUAUGGACCACUUCCUGGUUUUUGUCUCACAGAUACAUCUAAUUCCUGCAGGGGUGGCAGAUCUAUUAGAAUGCUCUGCUCGAGAAGGCUGUUGGAUCCAGUAAGAUUUCAAAGGGCCUUGAAGGGUUUUGGCAUUGGCUCUGCUGGUGAUUCUGUCAAUGCCCUGGUGGAUACCUGUAAUAGGGAACUUACCUGGGCAGUAGACACAAUAGCUCCGAAGCGUCCUCUCUGACUUGCUUCAAAAUCAGUUCCAUGGUGUAUGGAAGAGCUAAGGUAGCUGAAUUUGAUAAGACUCAGCAUAGAGCCCAUUAGAAGGCCUGUGCUGUGGCAAUACAUGUAGCAAAGAAGCAAUUUUAUUCUGUGUGUAUUGCCUCUGCAAGUUCUCAUCUGGCAGAGCUGUUCUGGAUUGUUAGAGGUUUAACUCAAGCCCCUUCUGUUUCAAAUCUGUUUCCGGCAAUCCCAACUUCUGGUGUUGGGACAGCUAUGCUAACAUUGGGCAUGCCAUCCAUGUCCAACUCACCAAUAUCAGCAUAUUCUGCCCUACUUGUGGUUCCCAGCCUAAAACCAACUUCAAAUCUUGAUCAUGGCUCGGUUUGGAACUGCAAGUAGGCCAGAAAAUGCCAAUGUUGGCAGAUUUGGAUGACAUGCCCAAUGUCAGCAUAACCAUCCCAACACAGAUGUUGGGCUCAUGGCACACUCUGAACCGGUGGUUUAGCAUUUUUCAUGUCAUGCGAACUUGCCCUAAUUGAAGGAUGGCCAAGUAAUUGGGGUCUGGAUCAGAUGCUUGGGGGCUGGCCACAGGAAUAUGCCCACAAAGUAGGAUGGCAAACAAGAACACCCAUCGCUGAAUCUGUGUUAUCACUUCCCAGAGGUGUCUGCCACUUUGUGUGGAGGACUUUUCCAAUUUCGAAAGAGUUUUGUCCACAGUUUCCAACCGGGCAUGACGGAGAGGCCUCUGAGCUGUCAUUCCACACAGGUGGAGUAGGUCCAGUACAAAGCUGAGAAGGGGUUCCUAGACCAUCCUUGGCCCUCACUGUUUCAAAACAAGCUUUUGAAUUUUCUGUAUAUCAGCAAAUAUUAUUGAAAAAGCAUUCGGCCAAAAUGGCAGCUACUCUUAACCAAAAUGAUCACCUAGAGUUUGAUUAUAAAGAAACAGUUUUCAUGGGAUAUAAAAUGCAGCUCUUGUCUCUGCUUUUAUUUUGUCAAGUCAAUAAACCUGGCAUUUUCCUCUAAAUUAUUUGCAGUGUUCUGUAUAUGUAGUGAAAUAGUAUACAAACAAACCUGUACAUUGUGUAUAUAAGUGUACUUACAGAAUAUUAUGUUCUAAAAAGGGAAUGUAAAAACCUUUCAUGUAUCUUGUUAUUUAUAACAAUUUUGGAUGUCUAAAAAUAAAUUGCUUCUAGAAUGUU